UUCAGCUGAGACUUGACAUGGUGAACUGCGCCUACCUUUGACCAGGGAGCUCCUCUUUGUUUGCAGAGUGAUAAGUCGGGACGGUCAAACUGACCAGGGUUGUAGUAAACAAACUUCAGCCAUGCACCUCGGAUGUAGCCAGCUUGACCGCCUUUUGCCGCUGGGCAUGAGACAGCCACUGGUGUGUGAGGAAAGCAGGUCGAUCGUGCGCUGAGAGCUCUGACUCGGGGUUUCAUGGAGUUGGCUGCAAUGUAUCGAAGAAUCCCGGCUUUGGCGUUCUGGAAAUCCAAAACGGUGUAUCUGUUUUUAAUUCUGAUCAGCCUGGUGCUGCACAUCCUGAUCGGCCUGCUGCCUGUCCAGGAGGUAAAUGUACAAAUCUGUAGCCCUGGCAUACAGGGGGGCCACUCGCUCUCAAACCGGCUGUCGUCAAAGGCGAACAGCGAGCUGCAGAAAUUUGCCAGCAUUGGGACGCUGAGCCGCACAUCUCAGUCCCCGGGAAAGGCUAGGGAUUCAGGUGGCGGAAGCCAGCCUCUCCCGGGCAAGCCAUCUCCGAGGUCGGCCCCUGAACUUGACGGCAAUUUGCAGCGGGAUCCCAACAGGCAGGACGCAUCGAAACUGGCGGCACUGUUUCAGCACCCGCUCUACAACAUUCCGAAAGCACCGCUGUCCCCAGAUGACCAGCUCUUCUCAGUGAAUUCUGCGGAAAGGUUCACGGCAAAGAGCAGCAACAGUGAUGGCUGGGUUAGCCACGAGCAGGAGUAUGUUCUGCCCGAUGGCAAAUCUCCUUCUGAUACGUACCCCAACUGGCUGAAGUUCUUCAUCGGAAUUAACCGGUAUGAGCUGUACGCACAGAACAGCAGCAUCAUUACCUCCUUACUGCAGGAGCUCGCAACCUUGAGGAUUGUCCGUGUCAUUCAGAAACUUGGUGGGACUCAGCUGAAGUUGACGAUGACAUUGCAGAACUAUGGCAAGGCCUUGUUUAAACCUUUAAAACAGACCCGGGAGGAGGAAACAUCCCCAGAUCUUUUCUACUUCUCUGAUUUUGAGAGACACAAUGCAGAGAUCGCUGCCUUUCAUUUGGAUCGGAUUUUAGGUUUCCGCCGCAUUCCACCGAUCUCGGGUCGUCACGUCAACGUGGUGGAGGACAUUAAAGAGCUGACGACCGAUGGUCACCUUGAGCAGACCUUCUUUAUCUCGCCAGCCAACAAUGUGUGUUUCUACGGCAGCUGCUCUUAUUACUGCAACAUGGAGCACCCUCUGUGCGGGAGGCCAGAGCUGAUGGAGGGCUCCAUGGCUGCCUAUUUGCCUGAUGUCACACUGGCCAAGCGCCUGUCCUGGAGGAAUCCUUGGAAACGGUCGUACCACAAGACCAAGAAAGCCAAGUGGGAAGUGAACCCUAGAUAUUGUGAUAAGGUUAAAAAAACCGCGCCCUACAACGCUGGCACCCGGCUGAUCGAUCUCAUGGACAUGAUCAUCCUGGACUUCCUGAUGGGUAACAUGGAUCGGCACCACUAUGAAACGUUCCAGAAGUUUGGAAAUGACAGCUUCCUCCUUCACUUAGACAAUGGUCGUGGGUUCGGAAGGCACUCUCAUGAUGAGCUCUCAAUCCUGGCCCCCCUUCAGCAAUGCUGCCGGAUACGGAGAAGCACGUUCCUUCGCCUCCAACUUCUGGCCACAGGGCCCUACAGGCUGAGCGACGUCAUGCGGGAGUCACUGCGGAGUGACCGGCUGUCCCCCAUCCUCACCGAGCCUCACCUCUCCGCCCUCAACCGCAGGCUGCUCACCGUCCUGGAAACUGCCCGAAGCUGCAUCAGGCAACAGGGUGAGCUCAGCGUGGUGGUGAACGACAUGGGAGUCUGGUCAGCGUCCCAGCGGUGAGGGAGGGUGCGUGGCUGGGGGGGAGUGAAAGGUGUGACACGAUGGCGGGUUGAAAGCAGGGGCCCACAGUGCUGUGUACGCUGGAACUUUGUCGAUAAUCUGAGGCUGGGCUCCGGUUUUAACAGUUUAAUAAAGCAUUU
Molecule: messenger RNA, 2018 nt
Organism: Mobula hypostoma (lesser devil ray)
Lineage: Eukaryota; Metazoa; Chordata; Chondrichthyes; Myliobatiformes; Myliobatidae
Product: extracellular serine/threonine protein kinase FAM20C-like
Exons: 10
Coding region: 235-1878 (547 amino acids)
Biological process (GO): enamel mineralization; protein phosphorylation
Cellular component (GO): Golgi apparatus
Molecular function (GO): phosphotransferase activity, alcohol group as acceptor
Source: RefSeq, a predicted model, not a curated record